UUUCUUGAAAAAUUGAAUCGACAAUCGAGUAAUUUGGGAAUGGAAACGGAGGUUUCAUUUCAUUGAGUCGUUGGUUGUUGUGGCGGCUGAGGCUGAGGCUGAAACUUUUCUGUAUUACAAUUCUGUAACACUAUAUUACCACUCUUUCUCUUUCCAAUUCUUCUUCCUCUUCCUACAGCUCCCUCCUCCCUCUUCAUGUUCGCGCCUCCUAUUUCAUCCAGUUCCACAGGUCAUGGAAAGGGCAAGCUCAAGAAGAAUAGAGAACCUGAACUAUGAAAGAACCAUUUUUUAUGAAUGAAAUUAUUGGAUAAUGAGACAAUUCUGAAGUGGUGAUUCUUUGGUUUCAAGUUUAAUUUGUCUGUCUUUUUUGGUGAUUCUAGUUGUUGAUAGAUAUGGACAAUGAAUUACCUGCUGGAUUAAAAAGUCGUGGCCCUAGAAAGAACAAAAAAAAUAGGAAAAAUGGUAGUGCAUUGAGCUCUACAGAGGAGGCUACACCAAUAGACACCGAGGUCAAUGUUAAAGCAAAGGAGGCUACUGAAGUCAUUAAUAAUACAAUGGAGGAGACGACUAAGGUUAAUCUUAACACAGAGUUGGUGCCAACUUCAACAAAAAAGAAAAGGAAAAGGGAAAAAACAUUAAGGAGAGGUGACAACACUAAAAUGGAUAGCACAGAUCAUGGAAGUGUCUCACUGAAGAGCAGUGAUUCUGGAGGAGACUUGCAUUUAGAAUCUGUAGUUGGUAUAAAUGGAGAGAAUGAGCCUGAGGAGAACCGAGAACUGAGACGUUCAAGAAUGAGUAAAAAGAGGAAACAAACUAAAAUCAUCAGCCCUGAGACAAAUAAUACCGAGCAUGAGAAUGGUGCCACUUUGGAAUCUACUUCCAAAGAAAGAGAACAACAACUUGAGGAUGGCCCACACCAAACUGAUGUUGAGGGAACAUCAAAUUUGGAAAGUCCCACACAAAAUGCCGAUAGUGACUCUAAGGGAAAGAAAAGGAAAAAGAAAAAGAAAAAUGAGCCAAAUGACCAUGAGCGUAGUGAUGGCAUUGAUACAAAGAAUGUUGUAGGGUUAAACUCAAGUGAUACAAAGGGGAGCUCUCCACCCAUUGAUGAGCAAAGUGGUUUUUCCAAAGGAGUAAAGACUGCUUCUGUAAUGAAACAGGCUGACUGCAUUGAAGUUAGCCACAAUCCUGAAAUUAAGGAGAUUGAAACGAACAAUAGGAAGAAACCAAAUAGUCACCAAAAAAAAAGAAAGUCAUCUGAAUUAGGAAAUACUAGGGAACCGGUGGAGGAUAAUAAUCUUGAUGAAAAUUCAUCUCAAUGUCUGGUAGGAAAAAAUACAUCUGGAUUUCUGGAGAAUUUUGAAACUACUUCCUCAGUAGUAGGGGUUGUCUCAGAACAGGCUGUUGACAUUUUAUGUGAGAAAGACUCUGUUAAUUAUUCAGAUACAAAGGAGAUUUCUCCACCCACUGAUGUGGAAAAUGGUCUUCCAAGUGGAGCAAAGACUGCUUCAAUAAUGAAACAGGAUCACUGCACUGGGGUUAGACAUGUUCCUGAAAAUAAGGAAAUUGGUACGUACAAGAGGAAGAAGCCAAGACAUCACCCAAGAAAAGGAAAGUCAUCUGAAUUAGGAAGAACUAUGAAACUGGUGGUGGAUAAUAGCGUUGAUGAUACUUCAUCUCAGUGUUUGGUAGGAAAAGAUACAUCUGGGUUCCUGGAGAAUAUUGAAACUACUUCCUCAGUCGUAGGGGCUGUCUUAGAACAGGCUUUCGACAUUUUACGUGAGAAAGACUCUAUUAACCAUUCAGAUACAAAGGAGAGUUCUCCAACCACUGACGAGCAAAGUGGUUUUCCAAGUGGAGUAAAAACUGCUUCAAUCAUGAAACAGGAUGAGUGCACUGAGGUUAGCCACGUUCCUGAAAAUAAGGUAAUUGAAACGUACAAGAGGAAGAGACCAAAAAAAGGAAAGUCAUCUGAAUCAGGAAGAACAAUGGAACUGGGGGUGGACAAUAACAUUGAUGACACUUCAUCUCAGUGUUUGGUAGGAAAAAAUACAUCUGGAUUUCUGAAGAACGUUGAAACUACAUCCUCAGUAAUAGAAGCUGUCUCAGAACAGGCUGUUGACAUUUUAGGUGAGAAAGACUCUGUUAACUGUUCAGAUAUUAAACCUGCAUCCCAUAAAAGGAAGAAAGUUAAAAAAAUGAUUGAUUUAAGGGAGAGUGCUUGUGGAAACAAAACUCUGAAUGAUGCAUCUGCGUUAGAUGUUUCUGAGGAAAGUUAUGAUCAGAAGAGUGGCGAAAAUCUUGUGAGGGGACAUGAUGCAUUAAAGCUAGAUGGAAACAAUUGCUGCAAGAACAAUGGCUCUGGCGAUCUCCUGAAAUUAGAUACUGUCAACAUAGAAACCACAAUGGAAGAAGCUCCUUCAUCACAAAGGGGUGAAGCAAAAGAUGGAGUUCAUUUGGAUGCUACCAUUGAAGAGGGCAAUCUUUUUCAGAUACCUGGAUCUUUACCAGAAAGAACAUUGGUAUCUCGUUCUCAGAAGAAGCUACUGAUCCUUGAUGUAAAUGGUCUUCUUGUUGACUUUGUUAGUGGUGGUGACAGGCAAUUUAGACCUGACAUAAUUAUAUCAAAAAAAGCAGUUUAUAAGAGGCCUUACUGCGAUGAGUUUAUAGAAUUUUGCUUUGAAAAAUUCAAUGUUGGUGUAUGGUCAUCAAGAAUGAAGUGGAAUAUGGACAAGGUGAUUUGGUUUCUUUUUGAUAAGUCCAGACACAAGUUACUCUUUUGCUGGGACCAGUCUCACUGUUCUGCUACAGGGACUAACACCCUUGAGAAUAAUAAUAAACCUUUGGUCUUUAAGGAACUUAGGAAGUUAUGGGAAAAGCUGGAGCCUAAUCUUCCUUGGGAAAUAGGAGAGUAUGAUGAGACAAAUACAUUAUUAUUGGAUGAUUCACCAUAUAAAGCUUUACGCAAUCCGGCCAACACUGCAAUAUUUCCCAAGCCAUUUGAAUAUCUUGACAGGACAGAUAGUUCAUUAGGACCUGGAGGGGAUCUUCGGACUUAUCUUGAAGGCUUAGCUGUAGCUGACAAUGUUCAAAAGUAUGUAGAACAGAAUCCAUUUGGUCAAGGAGGCAUUACGAAAUCACAUAAACAAUGGGGCUUUUAUUGUCAAUUUCUGAAGCAAAAGAAAACAGACUCUGAACAUUCUUGCUGAUAGACUCCCUCCAAAAAUAUUGCUGCUCUAUGGUCAUGGGAGUGGAAAAAGGAAUUUUGCAUUUGGCUUUUCAGGAAUCUCAUUGGAGCAAUUUAGGUGAUAAUCACAUAAUCCAUUUUACAAAAUUAGGCUAUAGAUAGUGCAUACCUUGAAAUUUUUGGGGUCUUCUGAACAUAGAUAAGAAUGGUUUUCAUUCAUCAUUCCCCAAGCUUUUGACAUUGAUCGGAAGAUGAUGAUGUCCCAGUGAAGGAUACAAUUGUGAGGGUUUGUUAGGUUACGCAUUUAAUUCAAGAUAACACAAGAAAUGUUAUUUCCUAAUCUACAGUUUUGUAUUCAUUAUAUUAUGUAGUAUUCAUUGUGACAGGAAAAUUUUGUAUUUUUGGUAUAUGUAUCAUAGGGUUGGAGGAAAUGGCAUUUUUAGUUCCUUUAUUUGAA
Messenger RNA from Humulus lupulus (European hop), 3644 nucleotides. RefSeq lists its product as uncharacterized. The transcript is spliced from 7 exons. Gene Ontology annotation, molecular function: phosphoprotein phosphatase activity. The record is from RefSeq and is a predicted model, not a curated record. Lineage: Eukaryota; Viridiplantae; Streptophyta; Magnoliopsida; Rosales; Cannabaceae. Bases 393 to 3209 code for a protein of 938 amino acids.